Danaus chrysippus (African queen) is the source of this 768-nucleotide messenger RNA. The record is from the annotation of a GenBank genome assembly. NCBI's taxonomy places the organism in Eukaryota, Metazoa, Arthropoda, Insecta, Lepidoptera, Nymphalidae.
AUGAGUGUGGACACCAGUGUCUCAGUCCAUUUACAACUUGGGUCGACUCAGGACUCGCAUAAAAAUAUUUACAAAGGAAGGUGGAAGUUAAAACGGUUCUUAAACAUAAAUUUGAUUGUAGGUGUCUUAGCAGAAUACAAGGUCACCGAUGAACAACGAGAGCAUGUUAAAGAAAUGAUAAAAAAUGUAUGCAAAAAAAACAACGCUGAGGACAAAGUUGACGAAGUUGUGAACAAAAUCAAACAGUUCGUUGAUUGUCUGAUGGGUCUGUUCGAUUUCAAUACUGUUAGGCAAGAAAUAGAAGCAGCCAAGCCCAAAGGAGCUCUUGAUGAGGUGUUCAAGAAGUACUGCGAGAAGUCACCUCAGUUGAAGACUUGUAUCCACGACGUGACCGCGGCCGUGUCGCCGUGUUUGGACCAGAGUCAGCGGGAGAGGAUCCCUUAUGCAGACUCAGCUACUGACCAGCUCAUAGACUUCGUCUGCUAUAAGGAUGGUGAUAGGAUAGCUAUGUUCAUUGCUGAAGGCGGCCCCGAAUGCUUCAGAGACAAAGCCUCUGCCAUCGAGUCAUGCACCACAGGCAUCAAGAGUAUUUUGAGUAACUUCGAUGAAGCCAAGAAACUCAAACUGGCCGAUCAAUGCAAGAAGGUUGACGAGCUAACGUCAUGCGUAGUGAAGGCUUUAGAGGAAUGUGACACUCCCACACCAGGGAACAUGGCGGAGUCGCUGUUCAGAUACAUAAGGAAAGAUUCGCCUUGCAAGGAUGUCUAA